UUGUUUUUCUGGGGUUUUAUCUUGUUCCUUCAUCGGGUACAAAGUCCUCUGCCUUUUCAUUUUGUCUGUCUUUCUAUGAAUAUGGUUUUCCUUCCACGAGCUGCAGAAUUGUACUUCUUCUUCGUUAUAGGCCCCUUUAUGAAUCAGAUGAAAAUUUAGUCCCCUCUCCUCCAGAAAAAUGUCCACACACACAAAUGGAAUUUUGCAUACAAUCCCAAGAGGUUCAUGAAGACCAUUCAUAGGCUUCAUAAAUCAGCAUCUCUGAAUCCUUGAUCUAACCUAGUCCCCUUAAUUCACAGAUAAGAAAACAAACCCAGAGAGAGGAAGUGACUUGUCCAAGGUCACACAGUUUAGGAGAAUGGAUUAAAACUCAAGUUUUCUGAUUUCCAGUCAAAUAGCCCUUAAAAUAGUUUAUUUCUCACAGGCUACUCAAGCUGCAUUGCUUAACUGUAUUCAGUGGCCCCAAAAUACUUUCAAUUAAGAGAUUUCUAGCAAAGGAAACCUUUUCACAUUGGUGGGGUUGAAUGGGACAUGGCUAAUUGGCAAAAUUCUGCAUAUUAGUGGGACUUUUUGAGUGUUUUGUUUUACUAUGCCCCUUACUCUCCUUUCAAACUAGCCAGACCAUUGUGAUUUCAGAAUGUAAAUCCCGGGCUUAUUAAAUAUUGGCAAGUAGAACAAAAAUCCCUUAAAUUCAUCUUUUGCUUUUCUUCCCACUUGUUCAAGUAUUUCUAUAUUCGUUGUGCCUGCAAGCAUCCGAUGUAGGAAGGAUUGAUGGAGAAGAUAUUAUUUCACUUUUUAUGGUGAGAAAUAAACCCAGGAAGGGUAAGGAUUACACCAAAAGUACAUGGUAGAGCCAAGAGCUGAGCCCUGGUUUCUUGACCCCCAGCUUCUGCAUGUUUUCUGCCAGAUGAUUCUGUGGUCCCCACACCUUGGUUCCUAACUACAGAUGCAAAAAGAAUAGAUGUGUAGAUGGAUAGAUAGAUGGAUACAUGGGUGUACCUCAGACCAAAUAAAUCAGAAUCUCUGAAAAUGAGGCCAGGUUUGGGAACCACUGCUGCACCCUGUGUUGGCAGAAGCAAACCUAAAUCCAGACCUGGGAAGCAGGAAUUCCUGGGUUCUUCUCUCUCCUGUGGUUGGGAGGCUGGGGAGGAGUCACUUGAGCAGCAUGCAAGAUGACCCCCACACUUUGCAGCCUUCCAGAAUGGUGAUAGAGGAAGCAAGAAGCCGUUGCCCCAGUCCAUCCCUGCAAACUGUGCCUUGUGGCCUGCCUCAUGGGAGUGCCAUCCAGUAGACAGUCCCUUGGUAAUGUCCAGGGCUCCAGGAAGAGAUGUCUUUGUGGCUGGAGGCCCCUGUGCCUGAUGUUUCUCCUGUGGAGCUGUGGGAGCCAGAUGCACAAGAUGCAAGCAGCCAGCCUCUGGGAAGCAGCAACUGUAUCCUCAGGGAAGAAUCUAGCACACCCCAAUCUACUGGGGGCACUUCGAGGGUGGGGCUGGAGGCAACAGACCCCACAGCCCUGCUCCCCGGGGUGGAGGCCCCUCCAGAGUCCACAGAGCUUCGUCCACAGAAGCGGAAAAAGGGGCCAGCCCCCAAAAUGCUGGGGAAUGAGCUGUGCAGUGUGUGUGGGGACAAGGCUUCCGGCUUCCACUACAACGUGCUGAGCUGCGAGGGCUGCAAGGGAUUCUUCCGCCGCAGUGUCAUCAAAGGGGCGCGCUAUGUCUGCCACAGUGGGGGCCACUGCCCCAUGGACACCUACAUGCGUCGCAAGUGCCAGGAGUGCCGCCUUCGCAAAUGCCGCCAGGCCGGCAUGCGGGAGGAGUGUGUUCUGUCAGAAGAACAGAUCCGUGUGAAGAAACUGAAGCGGCAAGAGGAGGAACAGGCUCAGGCCACAUCCGUGCCCCCGAGGGCUUCCUCUCCGCCCCAAGUCCUGCCCCAGCUCAGCCCUGAGCAGCUGGGCAUGAUUGAGAAGCUGGUGGCUGCCCAGCAGCAGUGUAACAGACGUUCCUUCUCAGACCGGCUUCGAGUCACGCCUUGGCCCAUGGCACCAGAUCCCCAGAGUCGGGAGGCCCGUCAGCAACGCUUUGCCCACUUCACGGAGCUGGCCAUUGUCUCUGUGCAGGAGAUCGUUGAUUUUGCCAAACAGCUGCCGGGCUUCCUGCAGCUCAGCCGGGAGGACCAGAUUGCCCUCCUGAAGACCUCUGCAAUUGAGGUGAUGCUUCUGGAGACAUCUCGGAGGUACAACCCUGGAAGUGAGAGUAUCACCUUCCUCAAGGAUUUCAGUUAUAACCGGGAAGACUUUGCCAAAGCAGGGCUGCAGGUGGAGUUCAUCAACCCCAUCUUUGAGUUCUCCAGAGCCAUGAAUGAGCUGCAACUAAAUGAUGCUGAGUUUGCCUUGCUCAUUGCCAUCAGCAUCUUCUCUGCAGACCGGCCCAACGUGCAGGACCAGCUCCAGGUAGAGAGGCUGCAACACACAUAUGUGGAGGCCCUGCAUGCCUACGUCUCCAUCCACCACCCCCAUGACCGACUGAUGUUCCCACGGAUGCUAAUGAAACUGGUGAACCUCCGGACACUGAGCAGCGUCCAUUCAGAGCAAGUGUUUGCACUGCGCCUGCAGGAUAAAAAGCUUCCCCCGCUGCUCUCUGAGAUCUGGGAUGUGCACGAGUGACUGAUCUUCCCCUGCGUCUUCUGUUUUCUGAGCUGGAUGGCUGAGGCUGGUGGCUGCCUCCUAGAGGUGGAACCGACUGAGGACAAACAUUCCUGAGGGCUGGGCAAAGGAGAUCCUCAAGUGGCAUUAAAGGAGAGUCAAAGGGU
This is a messenger RNA of Physeter macrocephalus (sperm whale), 2808 nucleotides long. RefSeq names its product nuclear receptor subfamily 1 group H member 3 (gene NR1H3). The record is from RefSeq and is a predicted model, not a curated record. Gene Ontology annotation, biological process: lipid metabolic process; cell differentiation; negative regulation of inflammatory response. Gene Ontology annotation, molecular function: nuclear receptor activity; zinc ion binding; RNA polymerase II cis-regulatory region sequence-specific DNA binding. The transcript has 11 exons. The coding region runs from base 1328 to 2662 and encodes 444 amino acids. Lineage: Eukaryota; Metazoa; Chordata; Mammalia; Artiodactyla; Physeteridae.